Molecule: messenger RNA, 1742 nt
Organism: Physcomitrium patens
Lineage: Eukaryota; Viridiplantae; Streptophyta; Bryopsida; Funariales; Funariaceae
Product: U11/U12 small nuclear ribonucleoprotein 25 kDa protein
Biological process (GO): mRNA splicing, via spliceosome
Source: RefSeq, a predicted model, not a curated record
UAAUGAAACCUGGUUUGCUCGAGAGCGUUUCUAAAUGUGGCAAGUGAGACAGCAUCAGACGUGACGAUAACGAGGUCGAGGCUAUUUAUAACUACCCUCAACGGUCACGACCACCGGCGCGGGCGGCGUUUGUAGGCCCCCUUAACGGUCCCUUCUAAGAAUGCCGCCCAGCCCGACUCAGCGCAGCCCGAAACUGGGCACUGUUUAUUUUAUUUUGUUUUAUUUAUUUAUUUAUUUUUCGGGGAGACCAGUUCCCGUGUGGAUCAAGAUACGAUCGCCGCACCUCAUCCAUCUCACUGACAAUUCGUCCAGAAAUUUCCUGCGAAUCCUCCUCCACGUCGCUGCAAAAGGAAGGAAGGAAGAAAGGAAGGCUCGGGUCCUCCUCCUCAUGGCCCGUCGUGUUUGUUUGUAGCGUCUGUCUUCAUCGGUGGUCUUGCCCCUGGUUUUGUUGGAUUCCGUCAGGAAUUGCAAUUUCGGAAGCCUUGGCUCGGGUUUAGAAUCUGAAUUCGUGCUUCCCUGGAGCUGGAUUUUGCUUUUCAUUCACUAAGAGCAGUUGAGGUCCCGCUGUUUUGAUUGAUGGAAGCCGAAGUGAUGGAUAUUCGGUUUUUUUAAGGUCUGAGAAUUUGAGGACCAGGACGUGGUGGAGAAGGGGAUAUAUUGUUGGGGACGUUCAUGGCGAUGGGUUCUGCGACGUGAAGAAGUUCGAGAAUCCUUGUGCCGCUGUCGAUAGUGUUUUUUGUCGCUUUUCAAGUGGAGAUUUGCAGCGAUUUUGCAGGCAUCAUGAUGCUGGGUGUCAGAAGAGGAGACAUGGGGACUUACUUCAAGAGGAGCCAGUUUAAGCCUCUGGUGUCCUCGUUUCGGGAAGAUCCAGUUGGCACUGCCGGAACAGUGGCGAAGGUUGACUCCUUGAUCGGAGUGGAGCUCGGCACUUCAAUGAAAUUAUCCAUUCUCAAGUUGGAUGGCAGUCAUUUUGACGUAGUAGUGCUCACCAAUUCUAGGGUCAGGGACCUGAAGCAAGCUGUCGUGAAGUAUGUCGACCACUUGGAACAAUCAGAGCUUGGUCACAAACGCAUUUCAUGGCAACAUGUCUGGGGGCACUUCUGCUUGUGUCAUGGGACCGAGAAGCUUGUGGACGAUGAUGCUCGACUUGCCGGGUUUGGGAUAAGAAACAACGAUCAGCUGAGGUUUGAGCAUCAUGUCUCACUGAGAGACGAAGGUCAAUAUCUGCGUGCCAAAAAACGUCGCUUCUUUCAUGGUCUCAUCAAAACUGAUCGGAAGACUCCUGCAUCAACCGCCUCCUUCUCGUAAUUGGACACACUUUGGGUCAACCUCGGCUUCACUGCUUGUGAGAGUAACAUGGAGGUCAUUGGGAAUAAUGCCAGCCACAAUAAAGAUUGUGCUGCCAGUAGAGUGCUAUUAGAGACUAAUUCUACAUCAAAAAUCACGAAAAAUGAGUGAACACAGCACUACAUAAUUUCUUUGCGUUUUCAUAUGUGAAUAUGUCCAUGUUUCUGCUGCUCCCGAAUUCUUUAUACACAUAUUUACAUAAUUAUCUUGGAUCCUGAUUUUCUUUGGGGUUCUGGACGAAGUGAAUAAUGCAUACUAUCAUUGUGUUGUGGAAGUCUCUGAGGAUGUUAAGUUGGUAGCAAGCAGUAUGACCUAAUGUUAAGAAAUUUUGGGCUCAUGGCCACCUCCAACUCAUCAAUUUAGCUUCUUGCUGGAGUAUGCUCCUACUUUGUCUU